Didymodactylos carnosus is the source of this 2070-nucleotide messenger RNA. The record is from the annotation of a GenBank genome assembly. Lineage: Eukaryota; Metazoa; Rotifera; Eurotatoria; Philodinida; Philodinidae.
AUGCAGUCUCUCCUCGAAAUAGUAGAAUUCGAACUAUAUUCUAAUGAGUUAUUAUUUAACCGUGAAACAUUCAUCACUUAUCUGGAACUAUUUAACUCAAGCCUUAUGAUUGAAUAUUUAAAAGAUCAAUUAGACAACGAACAGCUAGUGGAAUUAUGUGGUAAAGUGAUAUGGAUCAUCAUAUUGAUAACUACAGAAGCAUCGAGACUCUCAUCACUCGAGAAGAAUGACCUUAAAAACUCAACAGUUCUAUUCGAAAGUAUAAUGAACCACAUCACUACUCAUAUCGGAAAGGAAAAUGCCAGUUUUCAAACACAAUCACUUAAUGUAACAUCUCUUGAAUUAAUUACCAAAGUAAAAGAAUACGAAACAAACAAACUUCUAGGCCUGCUUUGGAAUCUCGUUGAUAAAACCGUUCUGAUACCGUUUUUUGUUGAUAUUGGAUAUCCGAAAGCCUUUUUACAAUGGAUGGCAAUGUCUACGUCAAAAAGGAAGUAUACUCGUUCACUCAUGCCAAGCGUGUACAAUAUCGCUCGGCAUUAUCAAGGUGCUCAGGCACUUAGAGAUCAGAAAGCGGGCGAUCACUUAGCUAUGUAUAAAAAGCAAGUAAUCGAAAAAUAUGGAAACAAAAUUGACGCAACAGUAACAGCGAAAAUAAAUUUGUAUCAAUCAAUGACUACUGCUUUAAUGUUGGAACCGGAAGAAAUAAAAAAGGAUGAAAAGACCACGAAUAAUAUUCUUGAUACAAUACUCGAUUUAACAAUAGAAGCAUCCCAAUCAGCAACGCUAAGAACAAACACUCUCUUACAUAUAUCGGAAUUGCUUGUCGUCUUAACUAAGAUAUUCGUGAAUGACGAUGUGGUUGAUUACAUUCUGAAAUACGCUCAAGUAAAAAAUCACAUUCUAUCACAGUCGAGAGUACAAUUUUUCUGUGAUCUGUUAAUUCGUACUAAAAUCGAUAAUCAAAACAACAGCUUAUUACAACUUACAUGUAUUACAUUAUUUAACAUUCUGUGGAGCAUUUCUUUCAAUGAUAAAUAUCAAACAGAAAUGAAGCAGAAUGAGCUAUUUGUAAGUGCGAUAAAAACGACUGCUGAGAAUGAAAAUAAUGACGAGUUAUUUGCGCAAAACAGCUUUCAGAAACAUUUGUCAAGCAUAAAAAAAGCAGCUGACGGAAUACUAUUUAAUUUAAACCUCGAAACCGUCUCAAAAUUACCGACAACACAUUCUACAAAUGCUAAUCCCUCUAUUUUUAUUAGUUACUCACAUGGCGAUAAAGUAUUUUGUAAAAACUUAAUCGAUGUUUUACAACCGUCGUCAAAACAAACGCAUUUCUGGGUCGAUUUUCUUAAUAUUAACAGUGCAGUAGUACACUCUGAUGAUCUGUGGGAACAGAUUGCUGAGGCUAUCGAAAAAGCAGAUGCCAUUAUUUUGAUUAUAUCGAAAAACUACUACGACAGUAAAUCGUGUCGGCAAGAACUCUCAUAUGCCAAAGACAUGCAGAAAAAGCGAAUAAUACCGAUAUAUAUGCAAAAAGAGUACAAGCCAACGGGAUGGUUAGGCAUUCGAAUAGCCGGCUUAGCCUACAUCGAUUUUAGUAAAAAAGCGUUUGACAUCGCAGUUAAAGAACUGAGUGAAAUACUAAACAAAUCAACGGAGAUCAUCCCAAAACUACAGCAAGCCUUAACAUUAGUAGAUAGUGAUCCGAAGCAUACAACGUCAAUUGAUUCGAAUAGUUCGAUAGCAUUAGAAAAGCCUACAACUACCUGGACAUUGGACGAUAUCAAUUUAUGGUUCGAGAAGAAUCGUAUCAGUACUGAACUAAGAAUGUUAUUUGACUUUCAAGAUGGAGCCGAACUACUCACCUAUGCCAGUGAUUUGAAAUCCAAUUUAGAACGCGAAGAAAAAAAUACUCGUUUACACUUUGAAAAGAAGCACAACGAGCCGUUAAGUACCCUUCAAUUUAACCGAUUCAAACGAGCCCUGUACCAUCUAAUAGAUGUACAAAAUCUUGCCCAAAAAAAUGACUUGUCUAAUCCACCAAUCUCACUAAUUUGUUCUAUGAUGUGA